AUGCCCAGUGGCAAUUGGAAUCGAAGCACACAGCUGGAACUUAACACGCGCGAAAGCUCGUUCGAUGACUUUGACUACUCGCUCGACCGAGCGCUAAACUCCGCCUCCAACAACUUCUUCCUGCGUUCCACCUCGCGCCACGGAUCUCUGGGGUCGGUUCUGGGCAUUCCGUUGGUCAGACUAGAUAGCAGAGAGGAUGACGAGGAGGAUUUGAACGAUGCCGAUCACGAUAACCGCCCGCUUAUACGACACAGUGACAGUGCCACGAGGAUAGCGCGAUCCGGCUCUCAGACCCAACCUACACCUUCGGCUCUGGGGGUGAUUGGCAGCAUCAGGCUGUUUUUGUCGAGUACUGCUGGGAUCUACAACGUGCUUCAUGGCGAAAUUAACCAGGAAUUACAGAGACGGGCCGGCGAGUUUGAUGAGAGUCAUUUGGGCGAUGAGCGCUAUGUGUCACCCCGAAACAACAGCAAAAAAACCUUUGUGUCGAAUGCCAUAUCCAACGCCAAAUAUAACCCAGUGACUUUUAUCCCGGUGAUUUUAUACGAGCAGUUCAAAUUCUUUUUUAACUUAUAUUUUUUGUUGGUGGCUUUGUCACAGAUCAUACCUCAGUUGCGCAUCGGUUACCUUUCCUCAUACAUUGUGCCAUUAGCUUUUGUCCUUACCGUUACGAUGAUGAAAGAGGCCGGAGAUGACAUAGCUAGACGCAGAAGAGACAUGGAGCAGAACAACGAACAAUACGAAGUGCUCAAUCGUCAAUCGCCUCUUACGCAGGAUGUCAGUCUAAUCCCGUCGAAAAACUUGAAAGUAGGAGACUUGGUCCGGCUACACAAGGACACUAGGGUCCCAGCAGAUAUGAUUCUUCUCCAGUCUUCCAGAUGCGAAUGGGGAAGCGUUCAUCAAAACGGACCAGUUGGAUGGCGAGACUGA
Molecule: messenger RNA, 930 nt
Organism: Clavispora lusitaniae ATCC 42720
Lineage: Eukaryota; Fungi; Ascomycota; Pichiomycetes; Serinales; Metschnikowiaceae
Source: RefSeq, a predicted model, not a curated record